Messenger RNA from Pomacea canaliculata, 31327 nucleotides. RefSeq lists its product as uncharacterized. Gene Ontology annotation, cellular component: extracellular region. NCBI's taxonomy places the organism in Eukaryota, Metazoa, Mollusca, Gastropoda, Architaenioglossa, Ampullariidae. The record is from RefSeq and is a predicted model, not a curated record. Gene Ontology annotation, molecular function: protein binding; chitin binding.
GCGCGAAACAAUCGGCAAAGUUAUGAGCUCGAAGCCGCUGAGACACGCGUUUCUCUGUAGCGAAGAGAAAACGAUAUAGAAACCCUGACAGUGUGAGGAAUACGUGCAAAGACUAAGGACAACAAUGACGUAUUUUAACGGGGAAGCUAUGAUUGAUGUCAACAUUGGAUUCUCUUACUUUCAGAACUUCGCGUGGUGAACAGCAAGCCUUCUGCUUCUACUGUAUACAAGUGUAUGUGAGUGUUGCGAACUGCGUCUAUCUGCAUUACUAAAAGUGUAAUUUUUUCGUGUGUGCGUGUUUCCUGCUGAGAUUUACUUCAAGAGAAGACAGAUGAAAUGAACUAAAUGGAUAAAUACAUUCCAGGAGUACUGUUUCUACUUUGCGUGUCGUCUUUUACUGCUGCAGUUAACGCACUAUGCAACUGUGGAACAGACUGUAAUGGCAGCUGUUCCCCAGGCACCUACUUUCAUACUAACUCAAGCACAUGCCAGACAUGCCCCCAAGGGGCCUACUGUCCUGGUGGAGCACAACCCAUGAUAAAAUGUAAAGCAGGAGCAUACAGCGCACAGACUGGGCAGUCUAGUUCUACCAGCUGUGUAAGCUGUCCUGCAGGUCAAUAUUCAGAUCAGGAUGGGUCAACAAGCUGCAAAAGCUGUCCUGUAGGCCAUGCAUGUUCAUCCAAUGGCACUAGCACACCAACCAGUUGUGGAACUGGACAGUAUGCCUUGGGAGGUGCCAGCAAAUGUGUUGUUUGCCCCAUAGGGUCCUAUUGCCCAAAUUCGGGAAAUUCAUCAGUUUUGUGUGAUGCAGGAUAUUACACUUCUAGUACAGGUCAGACUAGCUGUGUUCAGUGUCCAGCAGGAUCACAGUGCCCCAAUCGAGGAGCACCUGUGGUAUGUCCAGCAGGCUUGUACAGUACACUGGGCCUGGGUUAUUGCCUACCUUGUCCGGCAGGGACAUACUCUGGCAGCCAAGGGUCCAGCUCCUGCUUACCAUGCACCAAAGGCCACUACUGUGGCAAUGCCACCUCAGUCCCACAAGCUUGCAGUGCUGGUUAUGUUGCUUCUGCUGGCAGCUCUGUCUGCACUCUAUGUUCCUCAGGCAGUAUUACUGAUUCAAGUCAGGAGAUGUGUCAGCAAUGUCCAGCCGGCAAAGAAUGCACCAACCCCACACUUACUCCAAUAAACUGUACACUGGGCACCUACUCUUUGUUAGGUGAUGCCAAAUGUACUCAGUGUCCAGCUGGAUCCUAUUGUCCUGUUAUCACUAAUGCACCAGUGGCCUGCCCUUCAGAUACAUAUUCUGAGGCUGGAUGGGUGACAUGUCGACAGUGUCCUGCAGGAUAUCAAUGUCCAAAUGCUUCCUCCGCUCCUGUACAGUGUUCUCCUGGCUACUACAGUGCUUUAGGCUCCAUGACGUGCAGUCAGUGCAUUGCUGGGAAUUAUUGCCCAAAUGGUUCUUCAAGCAUGACAACUUGUCCUUCAGGAUACUACUCACUUGAUGGGGCUUCAUCAUGCAUAGGCUGUCCUUCAGGCCAGUCAUGUACUACAACUUCUGCGACUGUCUGUGCAGAUGGAACAUACUCUCUGGGUUAUACCACUAGUUGCACACCAUGUCCAGCAGGUUAUAAAUGCCUUGACAAAGCCAGUUCUCCAGUGGCUUGUAAUCCAGAGUAUAGCAUCAAUGCCUCUUCCUCUGGAUGUCAGAUUUGCCCAGCUGGGUAUAGUUGUGCUUCAGCUGCUGCCUUUCCUACAAUAUGCCCUACUGGAUAUCAGAGUUCAUCAGGGCAAACAUCUUGUGUGGAAUGUCCUCGUGGGUACAGAUGUCCUAGUAUGACAGACCCAACCCAAAAUGUUGCUUGUGCCCCAGGAACCUACUCCAUUGCUGGACAGACUAUUUGUACAGCAUGUCCUGCUUCUAACUAUUGUCCCAGUACAGAGGAGGCUUUGGUAUAUAUUUGUCCGCAAGGUUCUUACUCAACAGGAAGUGCAACAUCAUGUACAGUGUGCCCAGCUGGCAAAAAAUGCCCAAACAAGGAUGGGUCUGGGAUUGCGAACUGUGUAGUUGGAACUUACUCUUUAGCUGGGUCAACAGUGUGCACAAGCUGUCCACCUGGUUUUGCUUGUCCACUCACUGAUAGUGAUGCAAAAAUUGCCUGUCCUGCUGGCUCAUACUCAACUGGGGGGCAGAGUAGCUGCACCACUUGCCCUGCUGGCAGUGCCUGUCCUUCCACCACUGUGGCCACUACAAUAUCUUGUGGCAAUGGAAUGUACUCUGAUAACAACUCUACUUCUUGCACCCAGUGUCCACCUGGUUUUGCCUGUCCUAACACCAAUGCUGCCACUGUAACGCCUUGCCUAGAUGGGUAUUACUCCCUAGGUGGUGCUUCAAGCUGCACUUCAUGUCCAGAAGGGUACAGCUGCCCUCAUAAGGAUCAGGGCCCAGAACUAUGCCCUACUGGAUAUUACAGUGCUCCGCAAAAAACUAACUGUACUGCAUGUGAACCAGGCUAUGAGUGUCCAACAGCUCUAGCCUCCAGUAAGACUCAGUGCAUAGCUGGUUACUACUCUAGUGGGAUGGCUCUUACCUGUCAACCUUGUUCCUAUGGCUACACCUGCCCUGCAGGCUCAGCCUCUCCAUCGCCAGCAGAAUAUGCUUGUGCCAAGGGAGGAUGGUGUAAUGGCAAAGAUUUCUAUCCAUGUCCAGCAGGAACCUACAAUCCUUUCAAUGGUUCCAAAACUGAAAAGGAUUGUGUUACAUGCCCUGCAGGCUACUACUGUGUGGGCCCUGGUGUUGAGGAUUAUAGCAGCUUCCCUUGUGUGGCUGGUCAUUACUGUUUGGCAGGAACAGUAAAAGCUACUCAGUAUCCUUGCCCAGGUGGGACAUACAUGAUAGAUACCAAUGCUACCAGCUCUACCCAGUGCCUGCCAUGCCCUCUAGGGAAAUAUUGUCUCCAGGGCUCAAACACUGCAGGGCAAGAUUGUCCACGAGGAUUCUAUUGUACUGGAAGCCAGGCCUCUGCACACCAGAACCCCUGUCCUAUUGGCACAUAUGGACCAGACCUUGGAUUUGACAACUACACCCAGUGUGUCAUAUGUCCUCCUGGCUUCUUCUGCCCAAUGGGAACUGCAACACAACCUACUAGUGCUCCAAUGCCAUGCGUUCCAGGCACAUAUAAUCCCAAUAACAACACUGGUCACCCCAUCAACUGCCAUAAGUGCCCAAAAGGUUUUGCCUGCCCUUUUCCUAACCAGACUGACUAUUCUCUACCCUGCAAAGAAGGUUAUUACUGUCCCUUGGGUACAAUAACUGCUGACCAGUACCCAUGUCUACCGGGAACCUUUACUGGACGUACCAACCUAACAUCUGCUGAUGAGUGUGAUCCCUGCCCACUAGGAUUUUACUGUAACUGGGGAACAGGAGGGACCAUAUCUCCACCACAGCCAUGUGGUCAGGGUCAUUACUGUCCCUUGAUGACACUCCCGACAAGAUUUCCUUGCCUUGCAGGCACAUACUCUAACAAAUCUAACCUUUAUGAAGCUUCUCAGUGUGAUAUCUGUCCUGAGGGCUUCUAUUGUAAUGGUGGAGAAUCCAAACCGACAGACUCUUGCCCACCUGCUUACUACUGCCCUGCUGGCACAAAGUUUUGGUCACAGUAUGGGUGUGAGAAUGGCACAUAUAAUCCAUCUUACGGCAAAUCUGACAGAUCUGCUUGUCUUGUAUGCUUGCAGGGUAAUUUCUGUGAGUUUGCGGUGACAGUCCCUACCCCUUGUCCAAGAGGAACAUAUAUGCCUUAUGGAGCUGAUGGCUUUGGAAAUGUAACUGGGCAAGGACUGCAAGCAAAAAGCCAGAGUGACUGCAUUGCCUGUCCUGGAGGUUAUUAUUGUGCAGAAAAAACUGUUACACCAGCUGAGUGUGGAUUAGGAAAAUAUAGUAAGAUAGGACAGGAUCAGUGCCUUGACUGCAAACCAGGUUACUACUGUGACAAUAUGACCACAUCAGAAAUGGAUAUGCUAAAGAACAAGAAGUGUCCAGCAGGCAAAUACUGUGCUGGAGGUCUCUCUGAUGUCUCCAAGGCCACUGCUUGUUCCGUUGGAAAAUAUUGUCCAGAAGCUACUCCAGUGGAGAUCAACUGUCCAGUUGGUACCAUUCGUGCAACAGAGGGUGGAGCCAAUAUAAGUGUGGAUUGUGUGCCUUGUGGAGCAGGCUCUUACUGUCUUGAAGGGUCUUCAGCAAUUUCGGGGAAAUGUUUACAAGGCUUCUACUGCCCAACAGCUUUUCCUAACCCCUUUGGAACUGAACCACCAACAAUUGGGUCAUAUGGCAGUCAGCAGGAACCUUGUCCUGCAGGCACAUUUACCAAUGUUUCUGGUACACCUGAUGUAAACAGCUGCCAGAUCUGCCCAGUAGGAUAUUAUUGUCCUCAAGCAUCCCCCAGUCCUGUUGUUUGUCCCCAAGGUUACUACUGUGUGGAGCGUAGUGAAAAGCCAGCUCCAUGCCCUAUGGGCACAUAUGGCAAUAACACCAAGCUGGGUCAAAAAUCCGAGUGCAUGCUUUGUGACCCUGGAAGCUACUGUGAUGCCCCGGGACUACUGCAGCCUCGGGGCCCUUGUGACCCUGGGUACCUGUGUUUUAGAGGUGCCUCAACUUCAGCGCCUACUGAUGGUGCAACAGGAUCAUUGUGUCCGGCAGGUGGAUACUGUACGCUAGGAUCAUAUGAAGCCAAGCCUUGCCCAGCAGGAACCUACAGCAAUGCGACUGGUGCUGUCAACAACUAUGACUGUUUUAAGUGUGACCCAGGGUACUACUGCUCCUCUGUAGCAGGUGGAGAACCCACCGGACAGUGCUGGGGUGGUUAUUUCUGUACUGGAGGUGCCAAGACACCUCGUGAGAACAUAACUUCACCUGGUUAUUAUGCACCAAAUGGUUCUGUGGCACAAGUGGAAUGUGAAAUUGGCACUUACAUGCCUUACUAUGGAGCUUCAGAAUGCUUUGUUUGUGAGCCAGGCUUCUUUUGCGAUAGCAAAGCCUUGAAUGAGUCUCAGCCAUGCCCAUUAGGAAACUACUGUCCCAGAGGCACUCACACACCACAGACCUGCCCUCCUGGCACAUUCUCUAACCAAACCCACAUGACAUCCAUAGAAAAUUGCACAGCAUGUCCAGCUGGCUACUACUGUCAGGACAGAGGUCUUUUUCAACCAACUGGCAAAUGCAAAGCUGGUCAUAUAUGUUAUGGUGGUGCCACUGCGAGUGACCCAGUGUAUAACAAUGAUCCCUCUGGUAACAAGACAAUUAUCACAUGGGGAGACUCGUGCCAUGCUGGUUAUUACUGUCCUGAGGGCACAGCACUCAUGGUUGCAUGCCCACGAGGAACCUACAACCCAGACCGUAGGGGGCAGACGGAAGAAGCAUGUGUGAAGUGUGACCCUGGAAAGUACUGCAAUGGAACUGCCUUAACGGAGCCUUCGGGGCUGUGUCUUCCAGGCUAUUAUUGCACUGGAAACUCAUCAUUGCCUGAUCCUGCGGAUGGGUUGACUGGAAACAUUUGUCUAAUGCACCAUUUCUGUCCAGGAGGAAGCAGUGUUCCACAGAAAUGCAGCAUUGGGUAUUUUGCAAACAAUACUGGAUCCUCAGCAUGUCUUCUGUGCAUUGCUGGCUAUCUUUGUUAUCCUGGAGAAGCCCCAAGGAUCUGCCCACGUGGUUACUAUUGCGUGGCCAGCACUCAGGCAAUUCCAGUAACAGCAGGAAAGCCGUGUCCUGUUGGCACAUAUGGAGCAAGAGAUGGGCUUUCUUCUGCAUCGGAAUGCAGUCCAUGUGAUGCUGGUUACUACUGUGAGACUGAAGGUCUGACAAAUGCCACAGGUGUGAUCAGUGCUGGUCACUGGGCCUUGCAAGGAGCUCGGAAGGCCACUCCGCAAGAAACAGACAAUGAUAUGUAUGGUCUAUGUCCCAAGGGAAGCUAUUGUAUUGAAGGCAGCACCUGGCCUCAGCCAUGCCUUGCUGGAACUUAUGGGGACAUAAGGGGCCUGACAGGCAAAGAACAAUGCAAAAUUUGUCCUGGAGGCAAGUACUGUCCAUAUGACAAUAUGACAUCUGUGAGCCUUGACUGUGAUGCUGGUUACUAUUGUUCUGGAGGAUCCCCGGUGAGCAACCCAGUCAACCAGAGCUAUGGCAGUGAAUGCCCUAAAGGCUACUAUUGUCCAAGUGGAUCUGCAGCACCCAUUCCAUGUGCAGCCACAAAAUACACCAAUCACACUCGAAGCAUAAUCUGCAUUGACUGCCCUGCUGGUCACUACUGUCCUGUCAACACGAGUGACCCUAUCCCAUGCCCUCAAGGCUACUGGUGUCUGGAUAAAUUGGAGUUGUAUAAGGAUUCAUGCCCAGCUGGUACCUUUAAUAACAUCACUGGCGCCACUUCUUCUACUGACUGCUUGAAAUGCUCUCCAGGGUGGUACUGUGGGUCAAAGGGUCUGGCAAUGCCCACAGAUAGGUGUGAUCCAGGGUGGUACUGCACUGAAGGAGCAGUGUCAGCACGCCCCAGUGUAUCUGCACAGGGUGACAAGUGUCCAGCAGGCAGUUUCUGCCCACGUGGAAGCUCCCAGCCCUUACCAUGUACCCCUGGGUUUUACUGCAUCAAUGUUGGGUUGGAGUCUCCUACUGGAAACUGCAGUGAAGGCUAUUACUGUUUGGCUGGGUCAAAUACUGCCACACCUGUUGGCUCUGCCUUUGGUGAUGUUUGCCCUCCUGGUCAAUAUUGUCCAUCAGGUAGUGCUAAUGGUACAUACUGCCCACCUGGAACUUACUUAAAUACAACUGGGUCAAGGCAGGCGAGUGACUGCUUAAACUGCACACAGGGCAACUACUGUGAUGGUUAUGGCAAUGUGCUACCAGAUGGACCUUGUGCAACUGGUUUCUUUUGUCCACCAGGCAUGAACACACCAACUCCAGCAGAGUACACUUGUCCCCAAGGUUUCAGAUGUCCCUUUGGCAGCCAGGCACCAAUACGUUGCAGCAGUGGAACAUACCAAGAUGAGAAAGGGCAAGGAUCCUGCAAGACAUGUCCUGCUGGCUUUUUCUGUGACAACAGAUUUGCUCCUGUAGUCCUGUUCAAUAACUCCAUCUGUCCUGAAGGUUAUUACUGCCCGAGUGGCACACAGUAUGCUACACAGUAUAGGUGUCCGCGGGGAACAUUCAGUAACUAUACUGGUCUCCAGACUGCUUCUGACUGCCAACCUUGUCCAGGGGGAUACUACUGUGAUCAAGAAGCUCAGACCUCCUAUUUCAAAAUAUGUGAUGCUGGCUUCUACUGCAAGCAGUAUGCAGAAUCAGGAACACCUACUAAGAAUAGUGAUGCAAAUGAGUGUCCAUCUGGACACUUCUGUCCACAACAAACAUCUGAGCCUCAUAAAUGUCCCUUGGGAACGUACUCCAACAUGACUAGACUCACUGACAUUGGACAGUGCCUCAACUGUACCCCUGGUUACUAUUGUGGAGAGACAAAUUUGAUUCACCCUAGUGGCCCAUGCCAGGCUGGCUACUUUUGUCCAUUGGGUUCAUUUGAUGCAACAGCUGUAGACUGUCCGCCUGGUUACUUUUGCAAUGGCAGCAAUGCUGUCCCUGACCCAUGUCCAAAAGGAUCUUAUUCAAAUCAAAGUAACCUGGUCUCAGAGAGCGAGUGUGAUGCCUGUCCAGGGGGUUGGUACUGUGAAACCGAUGGCUUAACGCAUCCUACAGGUCUUUGUGGUGAAGGUUACUACUGUCCAGAAGGUUCCAUCUUCAAAGAACCACCCAAUAGCUAUUGCCCUAUUGGUCACUUUUGUCCUGAGGGGUCAUCUCAGCCUCUUCCCUGUCGCAACAACAGUCAUGUAAAUCACACUCAUGCCAUACAGUGCUAUGACUGCCCUGCUGGAUACUAUUGUGAACUGGCUGGUAUGAGCAUCGUAUGUCCAGAGGGCUACUACUGUCCAGCAGGAACUGGGCUGGACUGGCAGGCGUGCCCUAGGGGCACUUACAGCAAUGUGGCUGGUCUUUACAAGGAGAGCCAGUGUAAACCAUGUUCUGCCGGCAAGUACUGUGAUGGAGAACACCUGACCUCGGAGACAGGUGAUUGUGCACCUGGUUAUUGGUGUUUGUCUGGGGUGGACCGAGCUUACCCUGGUGGCAACAACUACUCCAUGAUCUUGAACAACACCUGCUAUGAUGAUGGUAUGGUUGGAACUGGUGGACGUUGUCCAGUGGGUUAUUUCUGUCCUGGAGGUCUGUCCAGCAUAUUCCCAGUAUCCUGUGAUAAUGGCACUUAUGCUGAUAUAGAGGGACUUUCCAUCUGCAAAGAUUGUCCUGAAGGUUAUUAUUGUCCACUUGAAACAUCUAACUAUACAGAAUUUCCUUGUCCUUUGGGGCACUACUGUCCAAAAAAAACAAAGUGGUGGAACCAGUAUCCUUGUGGUGUAGGUACAUACAACAACCUUACAAUGCGUACGAAGGCAACUGACUGCUUAUCCUGCCCAGGAGGUCAGUUUUGUGCACAAGCUGGGCUCCCAGAACCUUCUGGAUACUGCAGUGCAGGCUACUACUGCAGUGGUGGCUCAACCACACCAAUGCCCACCAACAGUAUUGAAGGUGGAAAGUGUCAGGAAGGUUAUUAUUGCCCACCUGGUUCCUACCAGCCAGUCUUGUGUAAUCCUGGCAGCUACUGUGCCGGCUCUGGUCUCAGCAACACUUCUGGACUCUGUUUUCCAGGCUACUAUUGCUCUGGUGGAGCCAGAGUCCCCAAUCCUGGGGAUCGCAAUAUUACAGGAGACAUAUGUCCGAAAGGAGCAUACUGUCGAGAAGGCAGUACAGCACCAUUCCUUUGUCCACCUGGCACCUACCUAAACAGCACUGGCAACAGUGAUAUCUCAGACUGUCUUGUAUGUACAGCCGGUCUCUAUUGUAGUGGAGGUGGCAGUGCUUUACCAAAUGGACCUUGUGCUGCAGGAUAUUAUUGCCCUGGUGGACAGGAAACUGCUAUGCCACUUGGGCUGAACUGUACUCUUGGUCACUAUUGCCCAGCAGGAAGGGACUAUCCUUCACCAUGUAUUUCCGGAUCCUAUCAAGAUGAGUAUGGCCAGGCAAGGUGUAAAAGCUGCCCUGCAGGCUAUUUUUGUAAUGGUGUUACAGAACCAGUCGUCAUGUACAAUAACUCUGCAUGUCCAAGAGGCUUCUAUUGUCCUGAAAAUACUACCAGAAGUAAUGAGUUUCCAUGUCCAGCAGGUACUUAUAACAACCUGACCCAUCGCACUUCAUGGAUAGAUUGCCAGCUUUGCCCAGGAGGAGAGUUUUGUGAACAACAAGGGCUGGUCAACCCCACAGGAAAAUGUAGUGCUGGAUAUUACUGUACUGUGGGUGCCAACAGCUCCACACCAUCUCAAGGCACCAGUGCAAAUAUCUGUCCAAAAGGUUUCUAUUGCCCCGAAGGCAGCGUAGUACCAGUGUCAUGUCCACUUGGUAUGUACAACCCAUCUGUUGGGCGACACAGCAUUGAUGAGUGUACAAACUGUUCAGGAGGGAGAUAUUGUCCUUAUUACAACAUGACUUCUCCAGGACCUUUGUGUGAGCCGGGCUAUUACUGUCCAAGUGGAGCAGAUGUGUCAAACUACCUGCUGUGCACAGAAGGAUCAUAUUGCCCUGAAGGAAGUGAUGUACCUGUACCAUGCCCUUCUGGAACAUUCUCCAACAUGACGGGCCUGGGAAAUGUUUCUGAGUGCUCAGAUUGCACAGGGGGUUACUACUGUCCAGAUCCAGGUCAGACAAACGCAAACCUUCAGUGCUGGGGAGGAUACUAUUGUCCAUCUCAAAUGGCAGUGCCAAACCCUGUACGCUACAUAUGUCCAAAAGGUUUGCACUGUCCAAAUGGCAGUGAGAUUUACAAGGAGUGUCCUGAUGGCACCUACACAAGUACCCCUGGCCAAUCCAGCUGUGAAACCUGUCCACAAGGCUUUUUCUGUUUGCCAGUCACACCCAGUAAUGUUUCGCUAAGUCCAAGAGAAUGCCCACGCGGUUACUACUGCCCUCCAGGCACAGGGUCUGAUUGGAUGGCUUGUCCGAGUGGUACAUACAGCAAUGCAACAGGGCUGUACAAUGUACUUCAGUGCUUGCCUUGUGAUGCUGGCCAGUUUUGCUUAGGAGAGCACCUCACUUCUCCCACGGGCAUUUGCACUGCUGGAUACUUUUGUACAUCGGGUGUGGACCGCCCAACACCAGGAUUAGCAAACAACACAGCCGCCAUCAAUUGCUCAUGUCCAGAGAAAGCCUUUCACACAGGUGUUGGAGGAGUCUGUCCACUUGGCCAUUACUGUCCUGCUGGUUCAAGCCUGCCUGUGCAGUGUGCAGCUGGCACAUAUGCUGACCAGGAAGGACUGGCAAUUUGUCUUACCUGCCCAAAGGGCUAUUUUUGCAUGAGUAAUGCCACUCAGUUUACCAACUCCUUGUGUCCUGUGGGUCAUUAUUGUCCAAAUGGCACCAUGUAUGGCACACAGUGGCAAUGCCCUACAGGCACAUAUAAUCCAAGGACAGGUGCUAGCAGUGAAAGUGACUGCUUGCCUUGCCCAGGGGGACAGUACUGUGCAGGCAGGGGCAAUUCUCAACCAACAGGCAACUGCAGUUCAGGCUGGUAUUGUUCGGGCAGGUCUGACAGUCCUAACACAACUGCUUUUGGAGGAAAAUGUCUCCGUGGCUACUACUGUCCAGAAGGCUCAUCAGAUCCACAGCCAUGUCCAGGUGGACGGUAUUGUCUGACAGAUGGUUUGUCACAGCCUUCUGGUAAUUGCAGUGCUGGGCACUACUGUGUUCUGAAAGCAUCUGAAAUUGCACCCCUGGAUGGGGUUACAGGAGCUGUUUGUCCUGCAGGAUUUUUUUGUCCGGAGGGUUCAGCCUCUCCACUGCCUUGCAGCCCUGGAACAUACAGUCCAUCUUCUCAAAAUACUCAGGAAUCUGACUGUCUGGCCUGUACUGCAGGAGAGUAUUGUGGCAGCUACAAUCUCACAAAUACUACGGGCAGUUGCAUGGCAGGUUAUUACUGCCCUGAGGGAGAGGUGGGACCAAACUUAUACGAGUGCACAGUUGGUCACUUCUGUCCUGAGCAUAGUUCAGUCCCAGUGCUUUGCCCAAGUGGCUGGUAUCAAGAUGAGAUGAGACAGCCUACCUGCAAAAUAUGUCCACCUGGCUAUUAUUGUGACAACAGUCAUGGUGUGGUUGUCAUCAAUGACAGUGUGAAAUGUCCUGAGGGCCAUUACUGUCCAUCAGGAACAUUAUGGAAAGAUCAGUAUCCAUGCCCUGUGGGCACCUUCAGCACCCUCAUGGGUCUGAACCACAGUGAUAAGUGCAGCACUUGUUCUGGAGGAUAUUACUGUGACAAGGUGGGGCUCACCCAACCUGCAGGCCUUUGCCACCCUGGCUACUUCUGCAAGCAUGGUGCGCAAUACUCUACCCCUAACCAGACUGGCAAUGCUGGCAUCUGCCCACAAGGAUUCUACUGUGAGGAGGGUACAGUAGAUCCAGAAGCCUGUCCUCCAGGUACUUUUGGAUCAACUGUAGGUUUGCGCAAUGUCACCGAAUGCACGCUUUGUAGCCCUGGUUACUACUGCCAGACACCCGGGCUUACAGCCAGUGAAGGUCUUUGUAGUGCAGGCUACUUCUGUACAGAGGGUUCCAUCUCCAGCACAAGGGAGGUAUGUCCUCCAGGUGCUUUCUGCCCAAGAGGCACAAGUAUUCCAAGGAAAUGCCCUCAGGGUACAUUCAGUGCUUACUAUGGCCUAAACAGCUCCGCACUGUGCACACCCUGCACAGCUGGCCAGUACUGUGGAGAAGAAGGUUUAAACAGGACUUCUGGUCCCUGUGAACCUGGCUUCUUUUGUCCUGGAGGUCAGAACUCCUCCCGCCCAGCAGACUUUGUAUGCUUUGUGGGUCACUACUGCCCUCUAAACUCCUCACAGCCAUUGUUGUGUCCCAGUGGAAUGUACAUGAAUCAUACCAUGGCUUCUGAAUGCUACAUUUGCCCUGCUGGAUGGUAUUGUCUAGGAGGUGAUCAGCUUGAAAAAUGCCCUAAGGGCUAUUUCUGCCCUGAAAGGACUGGUACCAACUGGCAGUCUUGCCCACUGGGCACUUACUCCAACCAGACUGGACUUUCUCUUGAGAGCCAGUGCUCCCCUUGUCUGGGGGGUCAAUAUUGUGGUCAGCUAGCUUUAACUUGGCCAUCAGGGUUUUGCCAGAGUGGCUACUACUGUGAGUAUGGUGUGAACAGGGCAAGACCAAGUGGUAAUAACUCUCUUCUGCUGAAUGGUUCCUGCGUGAUGUCAGGUGGAGAGACAGGAUCAGGAGGGUUAUGUCCAGUUGGUUACUACUGUCCACAAGGAACCACUCAUCCCCUGCCCUGUGGUGCAGGCAGCUACAGCAGUGUGUCUGGCCUCACCUCUUGCUUACCUUGUCCUGCAGGCUAUUAUUGUCUUCAAGGAGCUGAGACAUACACUAACUUCCCCUGCCCUUCUGGUCAUUACUGUCCAGAGGGAACUUCCUUUGAUACACAGUUUCCAUGUCCAGCUAAAACUUUCUUCAAUCUCAGCAUGGCAAGGAGCAUCAUUGACUGCAUUCCUUGUUCAGGUGGCAAAUACUGUCAGACAGCUGGACUGAGUGCUCCCACAGGAGAGUGUUCUGCAGGCUGGUACUGCAGUGGCAACUCCUCCUCUUCUAUGCCCACUGCUCCAGAAGGAGGGGAGUGUAAGCCAGGUUUCUACUGUCCUCUGGGCUCCCAGGCUCCUGUACCAUGUGAUCCUGGACACUACUGUGAAACAGCUGGUCUGGCAUUGCCAACUGGCCUUUGCACUGCUGGAUACUACUGCAGUCUUCAAGCUAACACUUCCAUGCCAGUGGAUGGCAUCACAGGAAAUGUCUGCCUCGUUGGUCAUUACUGUCCAUUGGGUAGUUCUGUGCCUGUACCAUGUGAUGUAGGCUAUUAUCUGGAUGUGACACAGCAGGAUGCUGCAAGUGACUGCAAACUAUGCACUGCUGGAAAAUUCUGUCCUGGACAAGGUCAAGAACAUCCUGCAGGAAACUGUAGUGCUGGCUAUUACUGUCCUGGUGGACAAAAUACUGCUGCUCCACAUAAUUUCAGCUGCCCUAUAGGUCAUUAUUGCCCUGAAGGAAGUGUUGUUCCUAUCCGAUGUGAAAAUGGAACCUAUCAGGAUCAGACUACCCAAGCAGCAUGUAAGAUGUGCCUGGCUGGAUAUGUGUGUGACAACACUAUGGGCAUUGUCAUCUUGGACAACUCGACCACAGUAUGUCCCAAAGGAAGCUACUGCCCUGCUGGCACUCGAUUCGCUACCCAGUUCCUCUGUCCUAUAGGCACGUUCAACAACCAAACAGGUCUCAAGGCAAAGUCUGAGUGCUCUCCCUGUCCAGGGGGUUUGUUCUGCCCAGUACCAGGCAUUGUUUCUCCCACAGACUUGUGUGAUGCAGGAUACUUCUGCAAGCAAUUUGCCAACAUUUCCACGCCAAAUCAGGGUGCUGAUGCCAACAUCUGUCCGGAGGGUCAAUAUUGCCUAGUCGGCACUGCUGCUCCAGUAAAGUGCCCCAGAGGUACCUAUAGCAACAAGACUGGUUUGGGCAGCGAGUCUGAGUGCGUCCUUUGUCCCCCAGGCAGCUACUGUGCUGAGCUGGGGCUGACAGCUGUCACUGGGCUUUGUCAAGCAGGAUUUUAUUGUGAACUAGGCUCAAACCAGUCUCAGCAUCGCAUCUGCCCAGUUGGCCAUUAUUGUGAAAAGGGUUCAGGAUUGCCCUCUCCAUGUCCUGCUGGUAGCUACAGUUAUACUGAAGGUCUUACAGCAGCUGCCAACUGCACACAAUGUGAUCCUGGAAAAUAUUGCAACACCACAGGUCUCUCAUACCCAGUGGGUAACUGUGAUGCUGGAUUUUAUUGUCCUGGGGGAAACACUGUACCUAACCCUGUGGCUACUUUAUGUCCGAUUGGUCUACACUGUCCAGCGGGAAGUGCCAUGCCUCAGCCUUGCCUGCCAGGCUACUUCACCAAUUUUUCUCAAGCUACAGAUUGCCUUGAAUGUAUUGCAGGAUUCUACUGUGUUCCUGAGGAAGUCAUAGCAGGAAGCUCAACUUCAGGACACCGUUUGUGUCCAGAGGGAUUCUUCUGUCCACCUGGAACUGGACGUGACUGGUCACCAUGCCCUGUGGGAACAUUUAGUGAUGUGAAGGGCUUAAAAAAUGCUAGUGAAUGUCAGUUGUGCUCUGGAGGAUUUUACUGUGAUCGUACCAACCUGACUGCCCCAAGUGGACCUUGCAGCCAUGGCUUUUACUGCAGUUUUGGUGUGGAUACUCCAACUCCAAGCUCUGGAUACACUGGAGUUGGAGGAAUCUGUCCUGCAGGGUACAAGUGUCCUCCACAGUCAACCAUACCAACUGGAUGUGAACCAGGCACCUAUCAGGACCAGACAAAUCAGGGAAGCUGCAAGGUAUGUCCUGCUGGCUAUUACUGCCUCAGUAACAGUACCACCUACACUGAUAAAGUGUGUCCUGGAGGCCACUACUGCCCCAAUGGAACACGGUCUGACACACAGUUCCCUUGCCCAGCUGGCACCUUCAACAACCAUACAGGUCAGGCCAGUAUUGCUGCAUGCACUGCCUGUACACCUGGUUAUUUCUGUGCUUCUCCUGGUCUGAGCCAGCCAACUGCACCUUGUGAUCCAGGCUGGUACUGCACCCUGGGUGCUUCUCUUCCCACCCCUUCCUCUCCACAGGGAGGAAAGUGUCUGGCAGGAACCUACUGUCCUCUAGGGAGCUCUGAGCCAACAGGUUGUGACUUGGGGAAAUACUGUGAUGCAGAUGCGAUGAACGCAUCUCGGGCAUUCUGUAUGGCAGGUUACUACUGCAAUGCUAACUCCACCACAGACAGGCCCACUGGGACAGGAGGCAACCGUUGCCCUUUGGGUCAUUACUGUGAACCAGGCACUUGGUCGCCUCAGCCAUGCCCACCUGGUUACUACCAGCCCAGCUAUAGUGCACAGAACAUCAGCUGGUGUGUGCUGUGUACAGCCGGUAGUUAUUGCAACCAAAGUGGCCUAGAUGCACCAAAUGGUCAAUGUGACCCAGGGUACUAUUGUCCUCCAGGACAAACAGUCAGGAAUCCCAGUUUGUAUGAGUGCCCUGCUGGGUACUACUGUCCUAAAGGAUCCAGCAGUGGUACUCUGUGUGCCUCUGGUACAUAUCAGGAUGAGGUACGGCAGUCAGGGUGCAAAGACUGUCCUAAAGGUUUCUACUGUGACAACAGCAAUGGAGCUAUCAUUUCAUAUUCAUUGUAUGUAUGCCCUGAAGGUCACUAUUGCCCUAAUGGUACUAAAGUGUCCAACCAGUACCCUUGCCCAUCUGGCACAUUCAGCAACAACACUGGCAUAGGUUCAGCCAGUGACUGCCUCAUGUGUUUAGGAGGGUUCUUCUGCCCUGGGGGCACAGUCUAUCCUUCCCUUCCAUGCAGUGCUGGCUACUAUUGUCAUACUGGUGCAAAGACUGCAGCUCCGCAGCAAGGAGCAGAUGCUGACAGGUGCCCAGCUGGACACUACUGUCCUGAAAGAACAACAGAACCACUGAAAUGUCCUCCUGGAACAUUCUCAAACACCACUCAGCUGAUGUAUGUCACAGACUGCACACCCUGUACACAAGGUUACUACUGCGACAGCUAUGGCCUUACAAAGCCAAGUGGUUUAUGCUCAGCUGGAUACUACUGUGUACAAGGUUCCAAUAUGUCUGCCUCAGAGAUAUGCCCACCUGGGAAAUACUGUCCUUUAGGCACAUAUACCCCUGCUAGAUGUCCUGCAGGGACUUACUCCAAUGCCACAGGUUUGAGCUCAUCAACCCAGUGCACAAACUGUACAGCUGGCUACUAUUGCCAGAAUACUGGUCUCACUGCUGAGCAGGGACUGUGUCUGGCAGGAUAUUAUUGUCCAACAGGUUCAGCAGUUGCAAAUAGUGUGAUUUGUCCCAUUGGUCAGUAUUGUCCAGAAGGUACCAAGGUGCCAAUAAGUUGUGCACCUGGCUCUUACACCAAUCGAACUGGCAUGUCAGCUUGUGACAUCUGUCCUGAUGGGUACUAUUGCCUUCCUGUGGCUUUUGGAACCUCACAACCAGGCUACUUCAGCUGCCCAGCUGGUUUCUAUUGUGGCAGUGGAACUGGAAUGAACUGGCAACCGUGUCCUAAAGGAACAUACAGUAAACAGCUCAGGCUGUAUAAGGUGACCCAGUGUACAGACUGUGAUGGCAGAUACUACUGCACUGAGGAGAAUGCCACUGCUCCCACUGGGCUGUGUCAUGCUGGAUACUACUGUCAGUCUGGUGUGGAUAGACCCAAUCCUGACAACAGCGUUGUCAAUUCCUCCUAUCCACCUAGUUGCCCUCUUCUUGGAGGUCACACAGGGUAUGGAGGUAUAUGUCCACGUGGCUACAUGUGUCCUGUGGGAAGUGAAGUGCCUCAAGGCUGUCCUGCUGGCUCCUACCAGAAUGAAGAGGGGCAGAGUACUUGCAAGACUUGCCCUGCUGGGUACUACUGCCUCACUAAUGCAACAGACUACUCCAGCAAUCCUUGCCCAGCAGGUCAUUACUGUCCAAAUGGUACAACAAAGGGUGAUGACUUUAGUUGCCCUGCAGGCACCUUUAACCCUGUUUUAACACAGAGCAGCAUCACUGCCUGUCUGCCAUGCACACCUGGUAUGCAUUGUCUGAGCCAAGGCCUUUCUUCCCCGACUGCCAACUGUACUCAGGGAUACUACUGCAUAGGGGGAGCCAAAGAGGCCUCACCCACAAACUCUAGUCAAGGAGGACGGUGCAAGAGGGGCACCUACUGUCCCGCAGGAAGCAAAAAUUACACAGAAUGUGAUGGAGGAAAAUACUGCGAGUUAGAAGGCAUGGCAGCUCCUUCAGGAAAUUGUUCUCCUGGUUACUACUGUAUUAAAGGAGCCUUUUUGCCAAACCCAUCUGAUGGUACGACAGGUGCGGAGUGCCCUCGUGGUUACUAUUGUCCAGUGGGCAGUACCUAUCCCAUACCUUGUCCCAUGGGAUAUUACCUGGACGCUGUCAAGAGCAGCGCACUCUCUGCUUGCAAGAUUUGCACAUCUGGAAAAUAUUGUCAACAGGAAGGCUUACAGUCACCUAGUGGGUAUUGUAAUCCUGGCUACUACUGCCCUGAAGGCCAGUCAUCAGCUACACCAGGUAACUACAGUUGUCCACCAGGACACUUCUGCAUUGGUGGGCUGGAAGCACCUAAGCCUUGUCCUUCAGGAACAUACCAGGAGGAUCAUGGAAAAUCGUCUUGUGAUACCUGUCCAGCAGGCUAUUUCUGCAAUGCAACUUUUGGUCCUGUGGUCUCCUAUAGUUCAUAUCUUUGUCCAGAGGGGUAUUACUGUCCUAAUGGCACUCAGCAUGCUGAACAAUUUCCAUGUCCUGUUGGGACAUACAACAAUCGCACAGGUUUGACCAAGUCACUGGACUGCACCAACUGUGUUGGAGGUAUGGCUUGUGAUCAGAGCGGUCUGACCUAUCCACUGCGUCCAUGUUCACCAGGUUACUUCUGCCGCAGCUCUGCAACGACCACCACCCCCACCCAAGGUUCAAAUGCUGAUAAGUGCCCUCCAGGAUCAUACUGUCCAGAAAAAACAUCAGAACCUUUCCCAUGCCCUGAGGGCACAUACAACCCUCAGUAUGUCAAGACCAGUGUUUCAGACUGCCUAAACUGCACUGCAGGUUACUACUGCAAUAAAACAGGGUUGGCGGCUGUAGUGGCAAAAUGCCAGGCAGGUUUCUACUGCCCUGCCGGAUCACACCAGUCAACAGAAGUGGUUUGUCCUCAAGGCAGCUACUGUCCCCAGGGAUCAGCCAUACCCUCUGCUUGUCCCAAUGGAACCUUUUCUAACCAUACAGCCUUGACAGCAGCUGCAGACUGCACAGCAUGUCUUAAAGGUUACUACUGCAAUGGCUUUGGUCUGACAACUGUGUCUGGCCCGUGCAGAAGUGGGUACUACUGUCCUACAGGCUCCAGUGUGGAGAAUCAGAUUAUCUGCCCCUCAGCUCGCUACUGUCCACAGGGCAGUUCUGAACCACAGAUGUGUCCUGCUGGAUACUAUGUUGACUACAGCGGUGCGAAGUGCAUGAUUCUUUCAUCAGGGUACUACUGCAUCCCAGAAUUGACAGUGCAAAAUGUAUCAUCCUCUGCAAAGUGGCCAUGCCCGAAAGGCUUCUUCUGUCCAAAUGGUACAGGAUAUGAUUGGCAGCCAUGUCCUGCUGGAACCUUCAGCAACAUAACUGGUCUGGGGCAGUCCUUACAAUGUACACCUUGUCUUGGUGGUUCUUUCUGCCAAGGUAGUAACUUGACAUCACCUACAGGCACUUGUCAGGAGGGUUACUACUGUGUAUCUGGAGCUGACAAGGCCAACCCUGUCAUGCUUAACAACACCCAGUGUCCUACAGAUACUGUGCAUCCCAUCAUUGGAAACACUUGCCCUCCUGGGCACUACUGUCCAAAAGGUACAAAAUACCCAGUUGGCUGCCCAUCAGGUACUUACCAAGACCUAGCCAAUCAGAAAGACUGUAAAAGCUGUCCUGAAGGGUUCUUCUGUUUGGCCAACACUUCAGAUUAUUCUGUCAACAUAUGUCCACCUGGGUACUACUGUCCAGUCAACACAACUGACCGGUACCAGCAUGCCUGUGGGGCUGGAACUUUCAACAACCUGACUCAGCAGAAGGAUGCUGGGGCCUGUGUUUCCUGUACACCUGGCACCUACUGUCAAGGUGCAGGCAAUGCAGCACCCACUGGCAACUGCUCUGCUGGCUGGUACUGUACUGGCGGAUCCUCCCAAGCCCACCCUUCAACUAAAGGUGGUCAGUGCCAGCCAGGCUAUUAUUGUCCAGAAGGGUCUUCUGCCAUGCUAAAGUGCACAGCUGGCUACUACUGUAACUCUUCAGGCCUGGUCACCCCCACAGGGCUAUGCAGAGCAAGCUACUACUGUCCUUUGGGGUCGAGCUCACCCACACAGGUGGACUGUCCUGUAGGAAGCUACUGCGUGGAGGGCAGUGAUGUACCAGCACCAUGUCGAAAUGGCACUUACAGCCCUGUGAAAAAACUAGCUUCACAGGGAGAAUGUACACCUUGUGAUGGUGGGCGCUACUGUAAUGGCACUGGACUGAGCAGUGUGUCUGGACCAUGUUCAAGUGGAUUCUACUGCCCUUCAGGUCAAGCAGUGCCCAAUCCCUAUGACUACUUAUGCCCCAAAGGACAUUACUGUCUGGUUGCAACAUCAACUCCCAUUCGAUGCAAAUCUGGCUUCUAUCAAAAUGAGCUUGGCCAGUCAUCAUGCAAAACUUGUCCAGAAGGGUACUACUGUGAUAACACAAUUGAACCCAUUGGAGAUUUGGCCAACUAUGCCUGUCCACCAGGUUAUUAUUGUCCUAAUCAGACUGAGCGUGCUAACCAGCAUCCUUGUCUGUCGGGCACCUUUAGCAAUCUAACGCAUCGGGUCAGUCAGUCUGAAUGCCAGCCGUGUUCUCCAGGCUACUACUGUCAAGCCAGUGGACUUGCAGAACCAGAAGGCCUCUGUUUUGCAGGGUACUACUGCGAGGGAGGAAACAGCCAACCCAAUCCAAGCAGUACCAUUUGUCCCAUUGGAAAUUACUGUCCAAAGGGGAGCUACAAGCCAACACCGUGCCCUGAAGGAACCCUUGCUACCAGUGAAGGCAACAGCAAUGAGACUGAUUGUGAACCUUGCAAACCAGGAACAUACUGUCUGCCAGAGAGCUCAAAGAAUGGGACCAGCCUUCCAUGUCAAGCAGGCUACAUCUGCAUCUCUGGGUCAAAUAUCCCUAAUCCCACUAAUGGCAUCAUAGGCUACAUUUGCCCUGUGGGUCACUACUGUCCAUCAGGAGCUGUGGCAGAAAUUCCUUGUGACAAAGGCACCUAUGCACCAAGAACCGGGCUGGGUACAUGUCUAGUGUGUCCAUCAGGAACUUCAUGCCCAACCCUUGGUAUGAAUGAUACCCUUCCAUGCCCUGCAGGAUACUACUGCCUGAAUGGAACAACUGGAAAUGGUGUACCCUGUCCCUUAGGUACCUACAACCCAUACACAGGUCUCAGCCAUAUCAGUCAGUGCUCAGGCUGUCCACCUGGCAAAUUCUGCAACAGAACUGGUCUUGAUGCACCAGGUGGUGACUGCUUAGCUGGAUUCUUGUGUAUUGAAAAUGCCACUCACCCUGCUCCUACUUCUGGCAUCAACAUGCCCUGUCCAGUUGGCCAUUUUUGCCCAGCAGGUGCUGUAUCAGCACAGAUGUGUCCUCAAGGAACUAUGCGUAAUCAGACUGGUGGCAGAUCCCUGACUGAUUGCUGGCCAUGUAAAGCAGGUUUUUACUGUGACCACGAGGGAGCUGUGCAAGCAUCUGGCGAGUGCCAAGAGCGCUACUAUUGUCCUGACACAGCAGAAAUCAAGUCACCAGCUCCAUCUUCCUACCUGUGCCCACCUGGAUUCUACUGUCCUAAGAAGACUGCCAAUCCAUUCCCUUGCCCACCAGGUACUUACCAAGACAGCUCAGGUGCUACCAGCUGCUUACCUUGCCCAGGAGGAUCCUACUGCCCUUCAAACACCAGCACACCUUUAGCCUGCCCUCCUUAUUCUUACUGUUCUAAUGAGACUGCGGAUCCCAUCUUGUGCCCAAAUGGAACUUACACUGAUGAUGUCACCACUGGUCUAACCUUUCCAGAAGAUUGCCAACAGUGCAUAGCAGGGAAAUACUGUGUUGGCGGCCGCAUUGCUGGGGAUUGUGCUGCUGGCUACUAUUGUGUUGUAGGGAUGGACCUUCCCAAUCCAAACAAUUCCUAUGCACCCAAUGGUCAGCUGUGUCCUUAUGGCUACUACUGUCCAGCUGGAACGCAAAAACCACAACUGUGUCCACUAUUAAAGUUUAUCGACAAGGAAGGUGCUGGUGAUGUCAGUGAUUGCCAGCCAUGUCCUGCUGGACGCAUCUGCCCUCAGAAUUCCACCAUCUCACAGCCUUGUUACCGUGGUUACUACUGCCCUGCCUCUAAGGAUCCUGUUCCAUGCCCAGCAACCACAUACAAUGAUGAGGAGAGAGCAAAGGAUGCUAGCUAUUGUAAGCCUUGUCCUGCAGGAUUCAUAUGUGAUGAAACAGCUGCCACCAGCUACAUGCGCAAACCAUGUCCUGUUGGGUCCUACUGUGUCAAUGCCUCAAGUAGUGCUGUGGUUUGCCCUCCAGGCACUUUCAGGGACCUUAUCAUGGGGGCCAGCAUCGAUGAUUGUUUCCUCUGCCCAGCUGGCUUCUACUGCCCAGACUUCAAUAUGACUUUCUCAGGUAUUCAGUGUAACCAAGGCAUGACUUGCCCUCCUGGAUCUUCCAUGCAGACUGUCUGUGCAGCAGGUUAUUACUGCAACAUGUCAAUGGACCAGGUACCCUGCCCUCUUGGCUACUAUUGUCCUGAGGCUUCAAGUUUCCCCAUCCGUUGCCCACAAGGCCACUACUGUGGCAGCAUUGAUGACUGUAAUAGUACCAAUGCAGGGGCUAUUGAACCUUUGAAGUGCCCAUUAGGCUACAAGGAAUAUGAUGGAUCACCACGACGUACUUUCAGCGACACUUGUGAGCCUUGCCUGCCAGGAUCAUAUGGCGCUGAUCCAAACCGAACAUCUUGCUCACCUUGCCGAGCUGGAGUGGUGUGUCUAGCGGCUGCUACAACUGAUAAUCCUGUUUCUAACAGCAGCUCUUUCGCUAGCGUUCUGGGUGUCAAUGCUACUAAUUCUUACCUGUGCCCUCCAGGGUACUACUGUCCUGAGAACAGUUCAAAACCCACUCCUUGCCCUGCAGGCCAUUACAAUCCUAAUGAAGAGGCAGGGUCUAUCAGUCAAUGCUCACCCUGUCCAGUGGACCACUACAAUCCUUACGAUGCUCAAACUCAGUGCUUUAUUUGUGGAGGUGAGGCAACACAGCCCAGUAAAGGACAAACAACUUGUCAGUGUGUUGGUGCUGGGCGAGACUUCCAGCUGAGUGACAAAACAUGCCCAUGUCUGCCUGGCUAUGUUGACAAAGGAGAGCAGGACUGUGUUAAGACAGUCUAUGACCUUUGUGCUGAAGGGCAGUAUCGUUACCAGGAUGGCCGCUGCUUGAGUGAAACUGACUUUGUGACACUUUGUUCAGAGAGUGUCUGUGCUUCACCAGCUGAUUAUACUGGCUUUGAUCGUCUACUGGGCUUGUGCUUAUGCAAAGUGGAGGAUAUAGAGGAAGUAUGCAGUCUUGAAUGCCGCAGAAAAUCCAAAUACAGGCUGACCUUUGUUUGUGCUGCUUCUCCAGCCAUCCCUUAUCUCAACUUUCGAGACAGCAAUAACAACACUUUGAAACAAAUUCCAACAGCAAGUGCUUUGAGCAUAAUCAAUGCCAGGAACUCCAUCACAGCUGACCAGUGUGGCAGUCUGGACAAUAGUGAAACUUCAGUUAGUAUCGUGGAGACAAGUGAAGCUGGCUUUCUUGGUGUCUACAACCCUGACACCACACAGUUGUUGGAUCUGGUGGAAGGAAACACGAAAGGCACCUAUUCUGGUAACAGCACCUCAGGCUUCACAUUCUCACGCCGCCGUCUGCUGUCUACAUCUUCUGUGAAUGGUUCCAUUUUCUCAGGGAUUGCUAACCCCACUGCUUGUCUUGAGUAUGGGCAGCUGAUGUUUUUCUCUGUCAGCAAUACCUACUAUCCCAUCUAUGACAAAAACAACUUGUACAACACCAAUGACAAGUUUGACUACGGAGGAUUCCGGGCACUGAUGGAAGCUCAAUCGCAGGUUGCCACCUCCACCACACUGUUUGCCUACAAGUUCACUGACCCUGGUGUGUAUGUGUUUUACCUCAGCACGGACAUCAAUAAAAAGAUGUAUGUUCGAGUGAUGACCCAAGAUGCCCAGUGUUCCACCACUGGCCCGUUCUUCCCAACAACUUCCAGUAGCAUCAUUGCAAGUGGCAUUGCUGUGAGCAGUGACAUUCUGAAGGAGCCAGACUGGCCAAUCAUCUUUAUUCUCCUGGCUGCUGCUUUCCUGUGUAUGAUCAUCAUGAUAAUACUGCUGGUGCUGUUCCGCAAGUACGGGUGGUCUAAAACAUCGUAUUUGUUUCCUUUCUACCGUACCGAAACUAGGCAUUAUAAUUUUGAUGACUAUGCCAGUAAAGGGUCAGUGGUGUAUCCAGUCAAGAAGUAUCAUCGCAACAUGCAAGCGCUCACAAGUAGACAGCAUGAGUUUGGUGAACAGGCAGCUAUACUGGAUGGUGAGGAUGUAGAUGUACCUGUAGAUGUGUAUGAAAAUGAUGAGUUCUGGGAUUAUGACCGGCAAGUUGACUUGGAAGGGUUCUCCUCCAAACAGCUGUACGACACUCUCUCAUACCAGUCACGUGUAGUCACCACAUCUAUUGGGCAGCACAAAGACAAUGCGAAGCAAAUGUACCAGAAAAUCGUCAGUCAAACAGAAUCCCUGAAAGGUCUUUGGGCUGCUAAAAUGAACCUUCACAGUAAGGGAGCCCACAUAAGUGAGGAAGAUCUUUUGAGCUAUGAAAGGAAAUUGCACAGCCUGGAGCUAGAACUGGCCAGAAGAAAGGAGCUUGGAUGUCAGUUUGGGGCUGUCCUGGAUCGACAGGCACAGCUCUUUGCUGAUGAUGAAACUGGCAGAGAAAAUCACCAGGUGAAUUUCCAAGCACCCCUGCGUGAAGCGCUUCGCUUGCUGACAGAACAUGCAGCUAAACUGCAGAAUAAUGAACUGUACAAUGCUGAUGUUGACUUCUGCCAAGAUCUUCACAAGGCUCUCAAUCAUCGUGUGACAUUGCUGCUAGAGAAAAUCUCAGAUGAAACUACCAGUGAAUGCAAGAGGGUCGGCGCAUGGGGUGUUCUGGGGCAAGGCACUGGUGGCCAGCUGCUGGUUGGUAGCUCUAGAACCCCAGCAACAAGAGAAGAUCUUUUUGACAAGUCAGGGAAUGUCCACUCAUCAGCUAUCAUAAUAGAUGAGAAGACAGGGCUGCUUGUUCCCAGAUCUGGCAGUCAGAUGAUGUUGGCUGAUGGCACUGUCACCAAUAUUCCACCAGACUAUGCUGUACAUCCACAGACUGCAAGGGUACUACCAGUUGCUGGGAAUGUGGCCUUCGAUCCUAUCACUUCAAGGCUUGUCUUUGUGUUAGACUCAGCAACAGGUGAGGCAGCCACAUCAGAUGAGCCCUUCAUUCCCUUUGUUCCAUACCCAGUCAACUCCACUACUGGUGACCCUGUUAUCACUAAGUUGAAGCCACUGAAGAACAGAAGUGAUCUUCGCUAUGGUGCGCCGAUGGCAGAAUCGCAUUGUGGCCUGCAUGUACCAAUUUUAGCUAUUACAAUUCAUCCACAAACAGGAGCUGUCCUACCAAUAGGAGGUAUCCAUUUGGAUCCUGUUACAAGCCUCCCUGUUCCCAUUGAAAUUGGCUCAUUCAUGACGGAUACAGAAACUGGACAAGCUGUUCCUAUACUUUCUGUUACACUGGAUGAACACACAGGUGUUGUAGUACCUGUUGGAGGAACAAAAUUUGGAGAGAGGACACGUAUUCCCAUCAUGUCUGGUGACUCGUUCGUUGAUCAACUCAGCAGCAGACUUGUGCAUGUCCGUGGUGGUGUUAGGAUGUCCAGUGGUGUGGUGCCUUCAGCUGGUGGAUACCAGUCUCUUCUGGAUUCUUCAUCGCUUGCCUGUGAAGCUCGUUUGCUUGAUGCUGUAAAACAGUACAAAGAUGUCAUCUAUAAUGCUGGUUGUGAAGGUAGUACCAUGGAUAUACGCCAUGAAGAGUGCAAUGUUGAAAAUGUGAAGAAAGAAUUGCAGAAGAUACGCAAUCGUAUGAAGUCACACUUGCUGCGUACUCGCCAAGACAUUGAUCGCAGAAAGAGACGUGCAGAAAUUCUAGCUAUGACUGGUGGUUCUCCAGGUAUGUAUGAGUUCACCAAGACAGGGCAGUUGUUGCCCAUACUUGUCGGGACAAGCAUGGCUGACCCUGCAGGAUCAGGAUAUGAUGUUCCCAUUUUGGGAGCAGACUGUGACAGCAGAUCUGGAAAAAUCAUCCCCUUGGGAGGCACUAUGGAAGAUAUGGAAGGAGAAGGCCUGGUUCCCAUCGUGAUUGGUAAGAAAGCAGUUGACCUAGUGACUGGGGAGGCAAGUCCAGUUGUUGGAGUUCGUCUAAACCCGGAGUCACAGCUAGUGGUACCAGUUACCCUUGCCUCUAGUUCCCAUCGCAAACCAAAGCCUCCACCAGGAGCAGUGGGCAAACUAGAGGAAGAAAUCGUAGCUCGCAGGGGUUUCUGGCGGCGUCAGAGGCAGAAAGAACAGGAGCUUGCACGGAAGGAACAAGAGUUGGCAGUGACUAUGAUGUUCAACUUAAACACUGUCUCGACAACUCAAGUACAAGCAUCUCUGGAAGAAAUUGGGAGUGCAGUCAGAACUCUGCAAGACAGUUUCAAACAGGAAGUCCAGCGCCGCGGAGCAGCUCAGCAGGACUACGCCACUGUCAUUCCAGUGGAUGUCAUAGGCAUCCUUGUGGCUGGUGACAAAACCGAAAAUGAACGAGAAGACAGUCACAGUGCUGCAAACAUACGAUUCUCAGAGGCCGUGCGCAAGUUCUGUGUCAAGAUGCAACAAGAGGAGAAGAGGUACAAGGACAGAAUGGAUGAUCUUGAAGGUGCUAUGAAUCCAGAGGCAGAAAAUGCUACUCUACAACGAUACAAGCGCAAGGUUAGACUUCAGGCAGAGCUUCGUGACCAGCUUCGGGCAAUGGUGGAGUCAGUUGAUGAUUGUCACUCGGCUCUGGAAUAUGCUCGCGAGUUUUCUGAGCUGAGUUUGGCUGAAGCCAAAGUGGUUCUCACUCGUAGUGCCCUUCUUGCAGGAGACUACGAUAGUCAGUUAGUUGGUGUCUAUGGAGAUUCACACUUGUCUGGUGAUAGUGACUCAGGGCUGAUUCCACUUAUGCGACAGUUGAUAGCCCUACUGGAAUCAGGUGGCCCGUUCUAUCUGUCUUCAGAGCUUUUGAACUUUUUGCAACAGGCUUCUGGAGGAGUGUCCAAAACUCAGGUGACCAACAUCAACAUUCAUGGUCACAUGAGCUCACGACAUAAUGCACAGCAACAUGCACAGAAAGAACCAGUGAAGACUACUUUAGUUCAGAGUUCAGCAGCAAGGCUAUACAGCAAAGAUAAUGAAGAAAAACAGGUCUCAUCAUCUUCAGAGGUGGUUGUCAUUGGUGACAUGUCAAGAGUCCAGACUACAAGAACACCCCGGGAACUAGAGAACAAGAAAAAAUGUUUGUUUGAGAAGCAAGCAUACGAGGCAGCUAAGCUGGAAAAUGACCUGCAAGUUCAGGAGACGAAAGCAAUGGAAGAGAUCAUCGAUGACUUUGAGAAGAAGAAACAGGCCAGUCAGCAAGACCUGGCAAAAGAGCUUUUAGCCAAACUGGCACAAGCCAAGACUGAGCAAGAAACUGAGAAUGUUUUGAUGGAGUCUGCGCAUAAAAUGGCUAAAUUAAAUGUUCCUUUAGAGAGCCAGAAGCAGCAGCAGCUAGCCAAGUUGCAGCAAAAGCUCCUAGACCGACGACGGCAGCAGAAGAAAGCCCUGCAUCUCCAGCACAUAGCAGAGGCUCGUGCUGAAGGUGUUGGGGCAGAGGAGGUUCCUGAUGUCCGAGUCAAGUCACAUGGGGAAAUGUUGCAUGACCUGAAGGUCAAGCAGCUUAUUUUGGAGGAACAAAAUGCUGAACUUAAGAAGUCAGUCAGUCAGCUACCGGAACAGAUGUUUGAUAAGAUAGAUGAUCCUGAUUACAUAACCCUACUUAAAGAGCUGGGUGUGGACAGCCUUGACACUGCUGACUUGCUCAAGAGGCUUCAAGACAGGAGAAAGAACUUGAACACCACAAGUCAGAAAUUAGGCAACAUGCUUCAGAAUCGAAAAGGUAGACUGCAGAUGCAGCAACCAUCAGACAAGGAACUGCAGGGUCUGACUGAUAAGGAGAAACAAAAUCUUCUUGAUGUUCACCUUGCUCAGACUGAUGCAGACCGUUCCAGUGAAGAAAGUGCACUAAUGGCAAGUUGGAAGGAGCUUGAAAAAGCGCACUUAAGACAGGAGCAGGAAGAAGCCUUACGUGAGAUGCUGAAAUCCCUCAGCAAGUCAGAGUGUGACAAAAUUCUUUGUGCCCACAACAAUGAAUUGAGGCAGCUGGAGAGCAAGCGAAACCUUGAGCAAUACCGCCAACAAGACAAGCUGACUGCUAAGCUUGCUGCACGUAAGCGCCUGCGUGAGCAGCUUGAUCGUGACAAGGUUGUCAAUAAAGAACUGGAUCACAUCACCAAGAUGCAUGCUGCUAGGUAUGAUAACGAUGCAGCCCAGGUGAUCAGCAACAUUAGCAGCCAGCUUAAUGGAGAAAACUUGACUCCAGAGCAGGAAGCAUUGGUGCAGCAUCAGCUGCUGCAGCAAGAGGGACUAGAGCUGCAGCACUUGGAGCAGCUGAGAAGAGCAGAGAGAGCACUGGAGGAAGAGCUUGCAGCUCAACAACAGCGUCUUGAUGACCAGAUCAGAGAACAACAAAAACUGGUGAUAGACACGCACCAAGCUAAGUUUGAUAGAGAAAUACUACUACAUGGCGAUAAAUUAUCAGAAGAGGAAUAUCAGAAGCUGCUAACAAAACAUAAACAGGAACAGGAAGCCCUUAAGAAGAAUUUUGAGGCAGAAUAUCUGCGACAGUUUUCCUCUCUUAGAGAUAAGCUCAAUGAACAACACCAACAGUUCAUUCAACCAUUAAUAGAAAGGCAGCAAGCAGAGAUGUCUGAGGAAAACAUCCGUCUGCAACAGGAGCGGGACAAGCUGAAUGAAAACCUUGCUCGUCAGGUUGAGAGUACCACGCUGAAAGAUUCUGUUGUGGGUAAAGAUGGGGAGAAAGCAGAAAACAUGAUAUAUACAGUUCUCAGACAGCGACACAUAAAGGAGGCCAUCCAUCUGGAGGAACAGCUAGCAAGGGCUAGGGAGGCAGCAGUCAAACAGCAGCUUGCUGAUUUGGAGAAAAAGCGUCAGGAGGAGCGGAAAAAACUCACCUCUGCGUUUGAACAGGAGCUCCUAGAACUUGUAGGAAAUGCUGGCACUGAAUCAAACAAGGAACUUACAGCUAAAAAGGAGAAGCUUCGACAGAACCAACAGAAGCAGCUGAAAGAUUUUGAUGACCUGACUUCUGAUCUCCUUGAACAAGCAAAGAACAAAGUUCAUCCAGAACAAGAGGUUGAAGGUAUAUAUGCCCGUCUGGAACUGAGAGAAAAGCAGCUUAAAGAGCUGGCUGAGGCCAUGAAUGGCUAUUGCUCUGUAAGUGAGCUGCAGAGAAAAUAUGAACUAGAUGCAAAGGCUGAAGAAGAGGCAGCAAAAUACAAACGUGAGAUGUUGAACAAGAUGCAGCUGGAGUUGGAAAAGAGGAAAGCUGAACAAAAGAUAAGAGAAGAAGAAAGGAAAAACAAGAUUCUUGCACAGCUGAAACUACUGGAGAAAGAAUUGGAAGAAGAGCAUAGACGCGAAGUGGAACGUCAAAAAGAGCGGUCAGCUGAAAAAGAACGAUUGCACCAACAGCAGGUUGCUGAACGUGAUCGUGCUCAAAGAGAAGAGAUUCUUGCAGCUAACCUCAGUAGAGAAGAGAAAGAACGUUUGCUUAAAGAGCAUGAAAGAAACAUGGCAAAACUCAAGGAAAGCAUUCAACAAGAGCAGUCACGUGCGCAGAUGUCCUUGGCAGCCAAACUUGAGGCACGACGCAAACAGUGCCAUCAGGCUGAGGUAGCCAAGCUAGAGAAAAAGGAACAGCUUGAUGCUGAUGAUGAACUGAGGAAUCAACUGCGCCAAAAGAAGCAGGAGGAAAGUCUGCAAGGCAGCAAGAUGUCCAAUUAUACACCUGAAAAUGGGAAGCAAGGGGAGAGUACUGCUGAUGGGCUUCCUAAGCUGACUGGAUUUAGUUCAUCAGGUAAUGCAGAACAGGACUGGGUAAAUCUUUUGAUGGCGUCUCCACUCUUCAAGCAGAUCAAUGACCUCGAGGAGAUGUUGUCUCAGUCUCAGCCGUCAUCAUCUGUUGACAUUUCUAUUGGCGGAACACAAGUCCAGGGAGCGGAUUACUCCAAGCCUUACAUUGAUGUCAAAGAUGCUCAGUGGGUCUGCAAAGGAGAGCUGGUUCCAACAAACAUAAAUGGCAUUGCCCCGAGUCAGUUUGUUGUGUACCGUUUUGGGGUCUUCCUCAUUCGCAUGCUUCACCAAAGCAUUGGCACACCAGAUGUGACGUUGCUUCUGGCAUCCAACCUUCCUCCCAACAACUACCACAACAAUGCUUUCCGCAACUCUGUCUUCUAUCAGCAUUCCAACAAGAUCCUCUUUGUCCGUCAAGAACGUAUUAAGUCUAUUGGAGAGUUUGCCAUGGUGAUUCUUCAUUCUCUGGCUCACAUCAAGGCAGGCGAUAUGACAGAUGAUGCCAACGUUCUUUUCCUCAGAGUUUUUUACAAGGCAAUGAAAGAGGUUUGCCAAGACAUGUUCUUCUCUAGGACACGGAACUUGCAGGCUGCACAUGGUAGUGUUGGAGCAAGAUCACACUCGCGUGCUGCCCUGGAACAAAUGUUGACAGGUUCUCUGUCACCUGAUGAUCGAAUCAAUGCCAUCCAUGAGCUUAUUGAUAUCAGAGUGGAAUCUCCAACGCGCCUUGACUUCUCAGACAAGAAAAUGGCCCAGCGCUUGUGUGGCUAUGAGAGCGUUGCUAGUAAUGCCAGACUGAGGCAAACCCUGGCUGCUAAAGGAGGCUACAUGGCAUCAGGAGAUUUCAUUAAUUCUCGCAUGGCAGAACUCAAAGGCAGCCCCAGUCACACACCCAGCAGCCCCAGCCGCAGACAAGGGGCAGCACUAGUAAAGUCUCCACGAGAUCUGCUGGACACUCAGGUUGUCAGCCUGCGCCACAGGAACGAUGAGCUUAGCUCUGAAGUUUUGCAGGUUCUGAAGCUUGAGUCUGAACUGCGAGAGGGGCUGAAGGCAGCAAGCAACAGAGCAGACAGUGAAAAGGCUGGCCAACUACAAGAGCAGUUAACCCAAACACUGCUGCAUAAGGAAGAUCUUUUAAAGCAGAGUUCUUUGCUAGAGGAGCAGAUAUACCAGAAAGAGAAGGCUCUAAAGUCUCACCGGAAAUGAUUCAAACAAUAUACAAACCUUACUGAGUGUGAAGGUAGUCACUCAUGCCGGUUUUUCUUUAGAAAAGACAUUAAAUCAGAUAAAAUUACUUUCCUGAAUUAAGGUUGUAUAAGCAAGUUGUUUUAGUUUUAUUAUUUAAGCUUGAAACAAAGACUUUUUGAUGCAUCAAAUUAAAAGCAGUUUCCAUGCUGUUUUCAGAUAUGCACAUUCCUUUUCAUUAUAUAAUGCAAAACGAACUUUUCCCAUUUUAAUUAUAUAAUUUUCCUGUCCCUUUUGGACAGUACUAACACUUUCACUGCAUGUAGUCUCUUUUUUCAUUUUCUUCUUUUUGUUUUAAAAAAAUCCAAGUGUGGUUCAUUUCAGGUAGUGUGGACUGUGCUAAUUUAACAUUCAUCUAGUGGCUCACGCACAAGAACUGUUCAUUCUAAUCCUUUGUUCUACCUUUGUGUAAGUUGUGAAUAAGGGCUAUGGCAAUGGUCAAACAUUUUAUUGUGGAAUACCCAUGAUGUGGUACUUCCUGCAAGAUGAUAUUCACCUUUUUUCAUUUCAAAGCUUUUUGGACCUUUUUUCCAGUCUGAUGAAACCUGUUCCACACUUAAUUUUUUUGUUUGGACCUUUUAACUGUUGUUGGGUUUGUGUAUAGUUUACAUGUAUAGAAUGUUUACAAGUGUUCUUAUUUUAAUAUUUUGUGAUAAGAAACUCUACUUGAUAUUGAUACCUCUAAUCUUAACAAUUUUAUGAUUAAUGACAACCUUCAAUGGAGCCACAAAUGAAACAAAAUGUGAUAUCUUAUGCUGUGAUAGAUUUUGUUAGUGAUAAACAUCAUUGUGAGCAUUAUUUGCUGUAUUUAACGUCCAUCAGUUUUUGCUGUUAAAGUCAUUCCAUGUUUCCUUUAUGUACAUUACUUUUUUUCAAGUGCAUGUCCAGACUUGAAAGCCUUCAGUAUAUUUGACAAAAAUGCUCUGGAAAGUGCCUUGGAUAUUUUCACUUAUUAGUGAUACACUGAUGCCGUCCAUUUCACUUCUAUCAAAGCAUUGUGUAUUUUCGAAUGAUUACAUUUCUACCAUGAAAACAA